GUCGUCUCGAGUUUCGCACUUUGCAUUUGCUCUGUCUGAGCCGGAGCCGGAGCGCUUGCCGUUUGAUCGGUUCCAAUCGCCGUACUGUCGUACUCGUACUGUACUUGUCAUGUCAUAAGGGAACAGGAGGAGGUGUGUGGUGUUAAAUAAAGUGCAAUAUUUUCUAGAUUAACUAAAAUUUGAAACAAAGAACGUGACAAGAAAAAUAUGUGAAUUUUGUAUGUUACAUAAUAAUUUUUUUAUUUCCUCGAGUAUUUGUUAAUUUGCGUGGGCUGAAUUUUCGGGGCGAAACUUGUGAUAUGAACAAAAUUGAGAUGGCUGAAGCUGCAUCACCUAGUACAGAAAUGCCACACUCAGGUGGAGAACCAGGGACACCAAUGGGUUCAGUUGUUGGUGCUUCAGGUGAACUUGCGGGACUGAGCCCAGAAGAAGCCGAAUUGAAAAGAGCUGAGUGGAGCCAAGAGCUUGCAAGAGUGGAAGAAGAAAUUGGUACUCUAAGAACUGUUUUGGCAAGCAAAGUUCGAAGAAGUGGAGAACUGAAAGCUAAGUUAGGUAUCACUGUUUGGAAAGAACUAACUGGGGAUGUCAAUCAAAGUCUACGUACUGUUAAAGAGAGUCAAGUCUAUGGUAAUAUUGAAAAUUGUAUUGGACAAAUAAGUAAAGCUGUGACUAGUGCACCUAUUUACCAGAAAACAGAAUUGGUACUGAAAUCUACUGCCGAAAAAACUACUUCUUUGUUAGGUGGAAUAACUGGUGGUUUGACAUCCAAAAUUGGUCAGAUGAGAAAUUCUGAAUCUUUCAAAUCACUAGAAGAAAAAAUGGGUUCAGCCUAUGAAAACGUUAAGACUAAAGUUUCAUCAUCUCGUUCUAAUUCUAUUCAGAAUUUUGAUGAAGCAUUGCGUGAAGCUAACAAGACUCCUGCUACAACUCCUACUAUUCCUGAAAAUUCAAUUAUCAAACAGUAGCAUUUGCUACAAAGCUACUCUUGAUGUUUUAUUAAAUUUUUAAAAAUAUAGUAACAAGGAAAAGUCCGGCCAACGCGAUGAUGUUAUAUACUACACAUACUUGUUUCACAUAGCUUUAUUGUAAAUCAUUUUCAAUACAAUUCAUAAUUAUUAAAUGUGCCUGUUAUAACUAUAGCUUAUUGAAGA
Messenger RNA from Ctenocephalides felis (cat flea), 1151 nucleotides. RefSeq names its product tumor protein D54-like. The coding region runs from base 300 to 965 and encodes 221 amino acids. The transcript is spliced from 6 exons. Gene Ontology annotation, cellular component: cytoplasm. Lineage: Eukaryota; Metazoa; Arthropoda; Insecta; Siphonaptera; Pulicidae. The record is from RefSeq and is a predicted model, not a curated record.